UUUGCUCCAUCAAACCCAAAUCCUGCUAACUAGCGUCCCAUUACUUACCGAGUUUCCUUUUCUGUCAUACCAAAAGCAAAGCAAACCGUGUUUUUAAGAAGUAUCCUAAGAUGAGUUCAGCAAGUAGAGCUUGGAUUGUGGCAACAAGUGUUGGAGUUGUGGAGGCCUUGAAGGACCAAGGAAUUUGCAGAUGGAACUCUGCUCUAAGAUCAGCUCAGCAACAUCUCAAGAACCAAGCGAGGUCCGUCUCUCAGGGUACGAAGCUUUCUUCUUCUUCUUCUUCUUCUACUCUGCUCUCCACCAGACUAAAAGACGAGAAGGCAAAGCAAUCAGAGGAGUCCCUGAGGACAGUGAUGUACUUAAGCUGUUGGGGUCCCAAUUAGAGCCAAAGGGAAGCUAGAAAUGAACUUUUUUGUAAUUAAUUCCUAGUUCUAAGCUUCCUUCAGCCAGAAAAUGGAGGAUGAGUUUUCUGGUGCUUUAUUAGACUUGGCUUAUUCUCUCCUGUGACGGAGUGAUGUAAAUUUUGAUAGACUGUAAUAGAAACGUCUAAAUUUUUCACGUUAAGUAUGUGUUCAUCUCCACUUUCA
Molecule: messenger RNA, 587 nt
Organism: Neltuma alba
Lineage: Eukaryota; Viridiplantae; Streptophyta; Magnoliopsida; Fabales; Fabaceae
Exons: 1
Coding region: 111-383 (90 amino acids)
Source: RefSeq, a predicted model, not a curated record